CUUCGCACUCGCAUUCCUUGGUGAGGUAUCUGCACAUUUCUAAGGUCAAUCAUGGAGCCUCCUCUUACUGCUCCACAUGGUAUUCAAAUGAGCGACAUAACCUGUGAUUCUUUUCGCGUGUCCUGGGAGAUGCCACCGUACGAUGCCAGGCGGGUUACCCACUACUUCAUAGAUCUGAAUAAGACGGGAGGGCAGAAGGAGAAUAAGUUCAAGCACCGGGAUGUGCCAACCAAACUGGUGGCCAAAGCUGUGGUGCUGCCCAUGACGGUACGAGGCCACUGGUUCCUGAGCCCACGCACAGAGUAUACAUUGGCUGUACAGACCGCAAUGAAACGUAGUGAUGGGGAAUACACUGUGUCUGGCUGGAGUGAGACCCUUCGCUUCUGUACAGGAGAUUAUGCCAUGGAGCAGGUCAAACAGUUGCAAGAGAAAGCUGAAGGGAUCGCCGGACGUAUGUUGUCGUUCCAAGUCUUCUACAGGAACCAGACGGCAGAAUAUUUCCAGCAUGUCAGGGACAAGUGGGGAGGCCUAAUGCUUCCAUCCAUAAAAGACCAGAGCGGGAGCCAUGGAUCACCAAUCAGUGGCACACUCCAUGGCGUCUUUUUCAGCUGCAACACAGAAUUCAACACGGGCUUGCCUCCGCAUGACUCACCCUAUGGGACAUGGAGGGUGACGAUUCCAGCCGGGUAUCUAUUCAAUGAAAACACACACCUGUACUUCGCCGACUUCUACUGCAUGUACAGCGCCUACCACUAUGUAGUCCUAGUGCUGGCUCCUCGAGGUUCUCAAGGUGAUGCCUUCUGCAGUGCCCGUUUGCCACUCCUGGACCCACAAAACAACCCAUUUCUGACCCGGGGAGAGCAGGGAAGUUACUGGCAUGCACAAGAUCUUAUAUUAGAGAUAAUCUACACUGAACCUGUGCCUAUGGGCAUGGGGCAACUAUCAGAGAUCAAAGGGCAUCAGUUGAUGAGUCUUUCCACAGCCAAUGCUAAGAAGGAUCCCAGCUGUAAGGUGUGCAAUAUCUUUGGUGGGCGCUAGGGGGGGCCACAUUUAAUUUGUCCUCAGUAUUCGUCGAGUUAAAGGGAUUUGUAUGUGUGGCUUAUGGUGUUGAAAGUGUAAUUAGCUCAUUUCCAAAACCAGUCCCCACAGAACAUCUCGUCUAUACCUACAUACUGACCUAAGUGCUGUGAGGAAUGGAAGAAAGGUCCUACAGUAGGUCUUAAAACUGGGGCACUGUGAGAAGCGUGGCGUCUUGUUUCUCCAACCAGAACCCAAUAUGGUGGAGACGCUCUAGAUGAUGAAGCUAGAUGUUUCUUCAGAAAAGGGAUGAUGGUUAUUGGAAAGGUAUCGAUAACAUAGGAGCUGCCAACCUUUUUAGGCAUGUCAUAUAGCAUGGUCACCUUGCCAUUCCAUUACUACCACCAAGUGGAACUGGAAUGACUUGGUGACCAGAAGAUAAGGUCAUCCUCUUCACUUUUUUUUUAUAGCGUCCUUCAGAAAUAUCCUAAUGAUAACAUAAGACAAUAUGAGAUCCAGUUUUGCAGAGAACAUUGGUUUUCGCCAUUUAUUUUUAUGGAUGACCCCAUUCUCUAUUGGUUUCCAAAAAUACCCCAGUCAUGGAAUGGGGGUGAUCAGAGGGCAUGGGCAGUGCUCUGUAUAUACUGGCAAUGUUUAUGGUCAAAUAUGCCUUUGGAAUAGGUUGAGA
Bufo bufo (common toad) is the source of this 1705-nucleotide messenger RNA. It is a transcript of the gene PHYHIP, whose product is annotated as phytanoyl-CoA 2-hydroxylase interacting protein. The transcript has 5 exons. Gene Ontology annotation, molecular function: protein binding. The record is from RefSeq and is a predicted model, not a curated record. Bases 52 to 1038 code for a protein of 328 amino acids. Lineage: Eukaryota; Metazoa; Chordata; Amphibia; Anura; Bufonidae. Gene Ontology annotation, cellular component: cytoplasm.